Molecule: messenger RNA, 2069 nt
Organism: Cyprinodon tularosa
Lineage: Eukaryota; Metazoa; Chordata; Actinopteri; Cyprinodontiformes; Cyprinodontidae
Product: dynein regulatory complex subunit 7-like
Exons: 14
Coding region: 21-1997 (658 amino acids)
Biological process (GO): flagellated sperm motility
Cellular component (GO): motile cilium
Source: RefSeq, a predicted model, not a curated record
UGUUUUUUUCUGGGUUUGUGAUGUGGAACCUCUGCAGACCCCUAAGAUUCCAGCUAACAUCCAUGGAGGCAACUGGAGCAGGCAGGCAGAUGGAGAAGCUGCAGGAGGAUCUCAGCAAGCUGCAGCUUUCAGAGGAGCUCAUGCCUGAAUCCUACAGGAUCAACUCCCCAAAGGAGGAGCAGCUGCUGGAAAUCGUAGAUAACUUCCAGCAGCAGUAUCUGUGCCUGUAUCCUGAGAGGAAACCUCUGCUGCUCUGCCCCAUUAAUGAGUGUGGCGUCAGGAAGUUCAUAUCCACCACGGUUCAGCCUACAGCCUCGAACCUUUAUGACCUCUUCUGCUGGCAGGACUGUUCCUCUUUCGUAGCCGACUUCCUGUCCCUGCAGCCUCUGGAGCCGCCGACUGAGUUGCCCAGACAGCUGUUCUCCCCCACAUAUGUGUUGCGCAGUCAGAAGGCCACCUGUUUCGAAUCCGCCACCCUGCUCUGCAGCAUGCUGCUGGUCCGGAACUACCACGCCUACUGCGUCAGCGGCUACGCCUCCAGAGAGAUGUGCCUGCUGGACCAGAGCCUGCAGCAGUGCCCCCUGUUGGACACGGAGGAGGUCCAGGAAGAAACUUCUGAGCAGAGACAGCAAAAGAAAAAUGUGGUCAGGCUUCUGGAGGAGCUCGGAACUGCCUCUCUGAUGGAGCAGGAGAGGCGGGAACAGGAAGCUGCUGAAGGAGCUACAACAGCUUUGCUUCAGAAGGAGCUACAGGAGAUUGAAAGUCGACGUCUUCCUGACCCCCUGGAAGGACUUCGGAUUCACUGCUGGGUUCUGGUUCUGUCGGGAAAAUGCGACAUCGAGGAGAACUUCUUCAUCGACCCCCUCACAGGAAGCAGUUUUCCCACAAACGACAAGAACUUCCAGUCCAUAGAGAGCGUAUGGGACAACUACAACUGCUAUGUCAACAUGCAGCGGUGCAUCGAUGGCUGCAAGGACUUGUGCUUCAAUUUUGAAGACCGCAACCUCUGGGAGAAGGUCUUACAAAAAGCACUCGGCCAACAGCAGUUGGACAAACUGGUCCUGAGAAGGGAAAAAGAAGGUUCAAAGGAAAUGACCCAAUUGAUGCAGGGCAUUGUUCCCAGGAAGUUUGUCCUCCACAGGUCUUGGGUCAGCUACAUCAACAUCUCACAUGAAGACCUGAAGAAAAGGUUUCCAGGGGGAAAGAAGGAGACGCGCUUCAUAAAGGCAAAGCUGGAGAGGUUUUCACCAGCUUUGACCAAAGAUGGCCUCCUCCGCAGAUUAACCACCUACAAAGACCUGGACUGCACAGAGGUCACCAGGGUAAAAGAGUGGUACCAAAACAGAAGUGAUGAUUUGGAGGAGAGAGAAAUGAACAUGGUGGAGAACGUCACUACUGAGCGCUUCAACUCUGAUGGAUUUGGGACCCUUUUAUUUCACAGUUGGAAACCAGUGAGUUCUGGUAUUGAACGGAUGAUGCGGUUUGAAACCUACGAAGGGGUACCUGGUGUGCAGCAAAGAGUGGUAUCGCCACAGGUCCUGGAGGAAACCUUUGUGCACCGAAGUGACUUCCUGUAUUCCAGACGCGUGACCUUCAGGCUUGACGAUCAGCCUUUGAACGCCAAUCGUCCAAGGUCCAAGCUGGAGGCCCUUGGUGUGCAGAAAGUGGUGGAUCGUUUCCAUAGGGACCAAUCUAAACCAGCAGACAAAGACAUGGCCCAGGUCAUAUUUCUGCUGCCAGAUUGGAUCUCGGUGACCUAUCACCUCAUGGACCACCACCAUAUCCCAUCAGUAGUGCACAUAUCAGGAAAGGACCUGUGGUCGGAGUUCCAGGCGGACCGCUCUCUGAAGCCUCUGGGGCCGCUGUCCUUCCACAGGCUGUUGAAGGACAUGAAGGCCAAGAAAGACAACGUGGCCUUCGAAAUUAAAGAGUCUCUGAUGGAGGUGGAGAACUUCCUGGCCUCCAGAGAGCAGCAGGAGAAACCAGAACUGGACUAGAAGCGAAAAGUCAUCUUCAGAGGCAGAAAGCCAGCUCUGGAAACAAAGCUCCACCUCCUGAUGCGGCUAUAC